Dimorphilus gyrociliatus is the source of this 4166-nucleotide messenger RNA. The record is from the annotation of a GenBank genome assembly. Lineage: Eukaryota; Metazoa; Annelida; Polychaeta; Dinophilidae.
GAAGAAUAUUUUCGAUUUUGAGCCAAGAAUGAACAAGUACAUCAUUGUGUUGUUGGUAUUUACACCAUUUUGUUGGUCUGUGGAAAAAAGAUCUGUACUUGAAUGUGCUGAUAAAAUUACAAAAUGUGUCAAUCAACUGGAAAAUAAACUGAUCGGAUCUACUCUAACAGAUGUACAAUCUUGCAACUUUUAUACUGAAUAUUUUAAAUGUCUAAAAGCAGCAAAAUCUAAAGACUGCCCAGUUCCUAAUCUCAGCUCAGCUCAAAAUGAAAUCAAUAAAUAUUGCAAGAGUGGAGCAUCUAAAAAUCAUCUUGAACUGACAACCAUUUUCUUCAUUUUUGGAUUAAUCAUAAAGUUGGUUAUCUAAAGUGAUAUGAUAAUAUACAUUUUAAAUAUUAGAUUAUAUAAGCUUUCUAACAUAUUUUAAACUGAAACUAUUGGCUUGCUAAAGGUUGGAAUAAAAGUAUUGGUAUGCGGAAAUUUUUUGUUUCAUCAAUUAUAUAUCAAAGUAAAAUAUCAACUCCGAUAUGUCCUAUGUAUUGAGUAAAUGAGUUUCUAGUUGUAAACAAGCAAGUAGUCGCCAUUUUGAAACGCAUAAAGAAAGAGGUGUUGAUAUUAAAAGAUAAGUCUUGUGCUGACAGCAGCUAUAGAUAUCAAGUAGUGUAAAUAAUUUGUAUAGCACAAAAUUGUCAAUGUUUUAAAUUUAAAGAUCUUGAAUGCAACUAGAAAAGGUUCUACUUGUUUAAGUAAUUUUGGUGAUUUGGUAAAUACUUCAGCAGAAGGAAAUGCCCCAAAAACAAAUGGAGAAGCAAAAUUCAAUAUCCAAUUUCCUGGAAGAAUUAUAGAACAAAAAUUUUUUAUUACUGCAAAAUGUCUUAUCUGGGGAUGAGAUCGAAAUCUAUGUUUAGCCAAAUGUUAUUGAGGAUGGUGUUAUACUGUUGUCUUUAAGUUUUUAAAUUCAUUUUUAAAGUUUUAAUUCAAUAUUAAGAAGCUUAAACUCGUCCCAAUAAAUAUGCAAUAGAAUUUUACUGAAAGUGACGCCAUUUAACGACAUCUCAAAAGUAUGGAAGCAGUCGCGCAGUUAAAAUUUAUCGAAUUUGUGGUUUUAUUGGAUAAAAUGAGUAUUGCAAUAAUCAUAUUGUAAAAAUUAGUUGUGUUUAUUCAUCUAUAUAUAUUUGUGACCUCAUUCUGAUGACAAAAGCCAGACAUUUUGUCAAUUUAUUGAAAAACUAAGGUAAAACAACAAUAAUGUCUAUAUAAAUUGUAUACAAUUGUAUUCUGAUAAAAUAUUAUAGGAAUUUCUGAGAAACUUCUUCCAUUGAUCAAUGAAUACUUUAUAAGAUUUUGUUUUUCGCUUAUAGCACGAAAUUCCUAAGAAUUUCGUAUAAAUUUUAUUUGAUAUUCUUUUGGUCUCUCACACCGUUCUAUUACAUUCACUCCCUUUUAUACUUUGUUAGUGUCACUUAAUUGGGUGUUUGACUGUGCUCAUCUGUAUUGCCACAUUCAUGCCACGUUCAUGCCACGUCGUUAUCAACGAUGUGGCAUAACAUCAAGUUGGACUGUCCCGACUCUGGGGUAAGUCAAACUCCCUUCUUAAGUGACGCUCAGACACUGACACUCGCACACUAACACACAUUCACUCAUAUCAUGUAAUGUGAACGGAACGUUAGUAUAUAACGUUCUGUUUAAAUACAAUUUACCAAUCAAUCAAUUAAUUAAAUAUACAGUAUAUAAAGAUAAACUAUAAAAAAUAGUUUUCUCAAUAUUUUGAUGUGUAAACACAGUUUGUCAAUAUACUAACUGUUCAUUAAGAAAUGUAUUCUCUUUGUAACUGGAAAUUGCCAAAGAAACUCAUAAAUCAAUUAUCAUAAAGUAUUUAUAAUUUAAGAAGAAAACUUUUGAAAUGAAAUUCCCAUCAUUUCUCGUUGAAUAACAAUGUUUGACAACAAGAAGGCAAUUUAUGUAUUAUUCAUAAUAAUUUCAAUUAUGAAUGUUUAUUCUUCUCUUCAAGCAGAUGAAAAGCUUAUUAAUAUUGCUUCAAAGUUGAAUGGAGCUACUUGUCAAGCUAACUCUGUUCAUCCUGCUUAUUCAAAAUUUGAUUACAAAUGCAACAAUGCACUCACACCAAUUUGGUUUAACAAUAAUGACUGGGCAGGAAAUUGUUUGGGCGAAUUAUGCAAUUCAAUGCAGAUCACAAUAUAUUUUAAAAAAAUAUACAAUAUAGCUGCAAUAUGCUUUGUUAGAAGAAUUGUAGAUACAUAUAUCUAUAGUAAAGAAGCGAGAGUUUCAUUUAGUAAUUGUUCUGAAGAAAUCUACAAUAUAAAUUCUAUAAAAACUUGUGUCUUAGUAAGCAAAGAGUCUGGAGAAAAUAACUCUUUUAUUACAAUUAAUUUUAAUUCAUCAACACACCAAGCUAUGAAUUCUGGUUUUAAUACAAUUUUUGUCUAUUCAUUUAGCAAUGAUACUAGCGACAUUGAUGAAAAUGUAUUUAUUAAUGUGGCAGAUAUUGAACUUGGAGCAAGUUGUGUCAGUUCUAGUUCACAAAAUGGUCAGGAAUGUACAAAAGCCUUAAAUAGAAUAUUUAACAACUAUUGGACACCAGCCUGCGGUCUGUUAGGACAACCAACUUGCAUUGGUCAAUAUAUAAAUAUUGUUUUCCCUUUUCUAUCCCAACCUUACAUUUACUGCUAUGCCAACAGAUAUGAUAAUAACGCUUAUAUAAAGACCAUGCAGUUGGUAUGGAGUUCUGAAUUUGUUGAACAAUUAACAAAUUUACCUUCAGAUAUAUACCACCAUUGCUACAACUAUAAAUAUAGACCAACUAUUGAGUCAUCAGUCAAUAUUACAAUAACAGAUGUUUAUUCCCAUAAUUACAUUGGACUGAACUACUUUAAAGUUUUUACAAAACAGAUUGAAGAGAAUAUUUACUCUAUUCAAAGUCAAUAUGAUGUUUUCUAUCCUCUAGAUCAACAACUGUUUGAUAAUUUUAUGGCUUUUGCAUUCAAAGUGAAAGGUGAGCACACCGGACAUCCUGCUGAUUGUUCAUCAUUCAUUAUGAGUUUUAGUGAUACCUCAACAAUACUUUUUAAAUUGAAUAUUGAUAAGAUUGCUGAGAAUGUAAAAUCAUCAUCAAUCACAGUUUAUAAUUCAAUGAAUGCGAAUAUUGUUGAAUUUAAACAAUCUUCGGCACUAAUGAGUUGUGAUUCCUGGAGUGAAUUUUGGAUAUUAUUGACUGAUAAUCAAAUCAAAUUUGGAUCUGGUUUAGCCUAUGAUGAGAGCAUAUUGGCUAUCAUAAACACAUCAAUAAAUUUGAAUAUUAAACAAAUAUCUUUCAAGAAUGGUGAACAUUCAAUUAUGAACAAUAUUCAAAUAUUGGAUAAAGAGGGAAGAAGGAUACUGCUAUCUAACUUUCCACAAUGUAAUAAUCCACAGAUUUCUAAUUUUCUGGAUAAGAAUUUAGCUACGUGCUCAACUCUGAAGGCAAACCCAAUAUAUUUUGAAUAUCAGCUGACAAAUGCAAAAGGGAAAAUGCUGUUUGUGAAAAAUUCAAAUUUGGUAAUGAUAUUCAAAAAAAAUGUCGGAAUUGACAUGAAUAUUGAUAUAUAUAUUACUUAUAAGAUUAAAAAUGAUGAUUUAAAUGAUAAAAUUUGUCAACUGGAAAACUUUUCUGGGAAAAAUCAAUAUCUUGUGUACAAUUUCGUUUGUGAACAUAUUGAAAAAGUAGAAUCAAAUGUAGUUUCUGUGAAAAUUUUUCAAAAUAGUGUUUCAGAAAUUCAUGAAAUAUUUCUUUGUGAUAUGUUCUUUGAACAGUAAUGUCUUAUACUUUCACUUUGAAAAUAUCUAAAAUAAAGAAAUAAAUAUAUUUAAGCUGAUUUAGUUGAUCGAAGAUGUUGAAUUUGCUUAUUUCUGAAAUGAAGCAGAGAGAACAGGGCUUAGAUCAACUUAUUACCACUCAAUAUCUUACCAAAAAUUAUUAUUAUAUUAUCAUGUGACUAUUCAGCUGAUAGAAUUAUGUAUUCGUUUGAUAAAUAUAGUCAUAUAGCCCCUAAAAUAUCAUUAAAUUAAAAUGGUGUAUUGAUAACAGCAGAAGGUGUAAAUAAUGGAUUUGCUAUGAAUCCAUUAACUGAUGAUCCUAUAACUUAUUUUGCUUUUGUAUUUAAUCAAAC